Molecule: messenger RNA, 2046 nt
Organism: Dictyostelium discoideum AX4
Lineage: Eukaryota; Evosea; Eumycetozoa; Dictyosteliales; Dictyosteliaceae
Gene: prp40
Product: WW domain-containing protein
Exons: 3
Coding region: 1-2046 (681 amino acids)
Biological process (GO): mRNA cis splicing, via spliceosome; RNA splicing
Cellular component (GO): nucleus
Source: RefSeq, a predicted model, not a curated record
AUGUCAAGUGAUUGGGUAGAAGCGAUUGCAGAUGGUAAAAAGUUUUAUUAUCAUAAAGUUACAAGAGUCAGUGUUUGGGAAAUACCAGAAGAUUUAAAAUCACCAGCACCAUCAUCUAAUGAUUCAAAUUCAAAUAAUCAACCAGUUAUCAUUGGUGAUUGGAAAGAAUAUAAAACAGAUAAAGGUCAAAAAUAUUAUUAUAAUACAAUCUCAGGUGUAAGACAAUGGGAUGCACCACCUGAAUUUCAACAAAAAUUAGCUUCAACAACAACAUCAACAUCAACAUCAUCACCACAACUAUCAUCUAGUGGUUCAACAACAAUUACAACUCCAAUACAACCAAUUACAACCUCAGCAACACCACAACAACCACAACAAGUAAAUAGCAAUAAUAAUAGUAAUAAUAAUAAUAAUAAUAAAGAUUUAAAAGAAUCUAAAGAUUCUAAUAUAAAUACAAAUAAUUUAGAUACACAACAGCAGCAGCAGCAACAACAACAACAACAACAACAACAACAACAACAACAAAAUAAAGAAGAUCCAAUUCAAACAUUUAAAAAUUUAUUAACAGAUAAUUCAAUUAGUUCAAUAUGUACAUUUGAGAAAGCACUUAAAUCAAUUGCAAAUGAUGAGAGAUAUCAAGUUUUAAAGACAAUGAGUGAACGAAAACAAGUAUUUUUAGAUUACCAAGUUGAUAGAAAAAAAGUUGAACAAGAAGAAAAGAGAAAGAAAGAAAAGAAAGCCAAAGAGGAUUUCAUUCAACUAUUACGUGACAGUAAAGAGGUAACACCACUAAUGUCAUGGAGAAGAGCAUCACUCUAUUUCGAAUCGGAACCACGUUGGGAAGCAAUAGAGAGUGAACGUGAACGUGAAUCAUUAUUACAUGACCAUAUUCAAGAAUUGGAACAACAAGAAAAGAAUCAAUUAAUGUCAAUUAAAAAAGAACAAAUGAAAAUUUUACGUCAAAAAUUAGAAUUGGAUCCUUCGAUAACCGUUUUCACUCAAUGGCGUAAAGUUAGAGAUCAAUUCGAAAAUGAUGAUGUCUUUCAAGUACUUGAUAAAUUCGAUUUCUUAACAGUAUUUGAAAAUUUCAUACGUGAUUUAGAAAAGAAAUUAGAUGAUCAAAAAAGAUUAGAAAAAGAAAAAUUAAAAAAAGAUUCAAGAAAAGAUAGAGAUAAUUUUAGAGAAUUAUUAAAUGAAAAAUUUAAAAAUGGUGAAUUACAUGCAUUAACAAAAUGGAAAAUAUUUAAAUUAAAUAAUGAAAAUCAUCAAUCAUUUAUUAAUUUAAGUCAAAAAUCAAUUGGUUCAACACCUUUAGAAUUAUUUUCAGAUUUUAAGGAUGAAUUAGAGAUAAAAUAUGAAAAUGAUUAUAAAAAAUUAAAAGAGAUAUUAAAAGAAACAAAUUUUAAAUAUUCACCUGAAUCUACAACUUUAGAAUCUUUAAAAUCUGAAUUUUCAAAACAUUCAAAUUAUAAUUUAAUUCAAGAAUUUAAUUUCUUACCAUAUUUAGAAUAUUUAAAAUAUAAAGAAGAAAGUAGAGAAAAGAAUUUAGCAAAGAAAAAGAAGAAAAGAAUUUCACAAUUUAAAAUAUUAUUAACAGAAACUAAAGUAAUAAAUAAAUCAUCACAAUGGUCAGAUAUUCAACCAAUUAUUGAAUCAAAGAAAGAGUAUAUAGAUUUAGGUGAUGACCAAGAACGUUUAAGAAUAUUUAAAGACUAUAUUGAAUUUUUAGUUCAAAAUGCACUAGAUGAAGAAGAGGAUGGCAAUGAAGAGGGUGAAUUAGUUCUUUCACCAAAGAAACCAUCAAAUGAUCAAUCAUCUUCAAAGAAAAGACGAUCUUAUAUUGAUAAUUUAGAUGAUGAAGAUCGUUAUGGUACUGGUAGUGGAAGUGGUAGUGGUAGUGGAGGUGGUAGUGGUGGUAGUAGUAGUGGAGGUGGUAGUGGUAGAGAUAGCAGAGAUAGCAGAGAUAGAGAUCGUGGUAGUGAUAGAGGUGAUAGAAGAGAUGAUAGAGACAGAGGUAGAUCUUCACAUAAAAAAGAGAAAAGAUAA